Molecule: messenger RNA, 3975 nt
Organism: Puma concolor (puma)
Lineage: Eukaryota; Metazoa; Chordata; Mammalia; Carnivora; Felidae
Source: RefSeq, a predicted model, not a curated record
AUGCACACUGUUAGCAGUGGUCACAUCUCAGACAAUGAAGGAAAUGAAAGGGGUGAGAUAGCAGGGAUACCAAUGGGGCCAAUGCCAGCAGCAGGAAUGCCUUACCUUGGACAAACACCGUUCCUGGGAAUGCGUCCCCCGGGCCCACAGUACACCCCAGACAUGCAGAAGCAGUUCGCUGAAGAGCAGCAAAAACGAUUUGAACAGCAACAGAAGCUCUUAGAGGAAGAAAGAAAAAGACGCCAGUUUGAAGAGCAGAAGCAAAAGCUCAGGCUUUUGAGUAGUGUGAAACCCAAGACAGGAGAGAAGAGUAGAGAUGAUGCUUUGGAAGCCAUAAAAGGAAACUUAGAUGGGUUUUCCAGAGAUGCUAAAAUGCAUCCUACUCCAGCAUCGCACCCUAAGAAACCAGAUUAUCCCACACCAUCUCAUUCUACCAAAACUGUCUCCCCAUCACCUGCCUUUCUUGAUGAAGAAGAAUUCAGUGACUUUAUGCAGGGGCCCGUUGAAGUUCCCACAUGUGGUCCUUCUUCCACUUCCCAGCCUUUUCAGUCUUUCCAUCCCACCACCCCAUUUGGCCAGUUGCAUACACAGAAGGCUGGAGCACAGCCUCUCCCUCCAGGUCAGAUUCCAGUGUCUUUUGCCUUACAUGGUGUCCCUGGGCAAAUUCCUUCUUUCUCUACUGCUGCAGCCUCAUACAAUGUACAGAAAGCAGGCCCUUCCUUGGAGGAGAAGCUCCUAGUAUCUUGUGAUAUAAGUUCAUCUGGGCAGGAACAAAUUAAAUUAAAUACCUCUGACGUUGGUCACAAAGCCCUAGGCCCAGGUUCCAGUAAGAACCAUCCCAGUUUAACGGCCAAAAACGGGGGUGCUAUAGAUGGACGUGUAAGUGGUACCACCAUUGCAGAGGCAGAAAAGACUUCAGACCAAAACCUAUCCAUUGAAGAGAGUGGUGUGGGAGUAUUUCCCUCGCAGGAUCCUGUUCAGCCCAGAAUGCCGCCUUGGAUUUACAAUGAGAGUUUGGUUCCAGAUGCCUAUAAGAAAAUUUUAGAAAUCACAGUGACUCCAACUGGAAUAGAUACUGCUAAACUUUAUCCCAUUCUGAUGUCAUCUGGACUGCCCAGGGAAACUCUUGGACAGAUAUGGGCCUUGGCUAAUCGAACUACACCUGGCAAACUUACUAAGGAAGAACUUUAUACUGUUCUCGCCAUGAUAGCGGUAACACAGAGAGGUGUUCCUGCCAUGAGUCCUGAUGCUUUAAACCAAUUUCCAGCUGCUCCUGUUCCAACUUUAAGUGGAUUUCCUAUGACUUUGCCUACUGCAGUGAGUCAGCCAACCGGGAUGUCUUCAGGCCCUGCCGGCUCCAUACCCCUCAACCUUGGACAGCCGGUCAUGGGCAUUAACCUUGUUGGACCAGUUGGGGGAGCUGCAGCCCAGGCUUCCAGUGGCUUCAUGCCAACUUACCCUGCAAAUCAGAUAGCUUCUGGAACCGCUGAUGUGAUCCUUGUAAAAAUUGCCCCUUCUUUGUUGAUGCCCCUUCCUGGCACUAAAGCAUCAGCUUCGAUGGAUAAGUAUGCUGUGUUUAAAGGAAUUGCAGCUGACAAAUCCUCUGAAAGUAACAUUCCAUUUGGAGAGCCUGGUGAUAAAUACAGUGCUUUCAGAGAACUUGAACAGACAGCAGAGGGUAAAACUUCAGGAGAAAACUUUGCAGAAUUCAGAUCUGCGAGCACUGAUGACGGUUUCACCGAUUUUAAAACUGCCGAUAGUCUAUCACCACUAGAGCCACCAACAAAAGACCAAACUUUUCCAGCAUCCUUCCCCUCAGGAGCUGUACAACAGAAACAACAAACACAAGUGAAGAAUCCUCUGAACUUAGCAGACCUUGAUAUGUUUUCCUCAGUUAACUGCAGCAGCGAGAAACCAUUAUCUUUUUCAGCUGCUUUUAGUGCAUCCAAAUCUGUUUCCACACGGCCACAGCCAACAGGAUCUGCUGCAGCUACGACAGCACUGGCAUCAACUAAGAUGUCUAGUUUGGCUGAUGAUUUUGGAGAAUUCAACCUUUUUGGGGAAUAUUCUAGUCCAGCAUCUGUUGGGGAACAGGAUGACUUUGCAGAUUUUAUGGCUUUCAGUAAUAGCUCUGUUUCAUCUGAGCAAAAGGCAGAUGAUAAAUAUGACGCCCUUAAAGAGGAGGCUAGUCCUGUUCCUCUAAGUGGCAGCUCGAGCAGCACAGUGAAGAGUGGACAAAACUCCGCUGCCACGUCCACCAAAUACGAUGUCUUCAAACAACUUUCUCUGGAAGGAUCUGGACUGGGUAUUGAAGAACUGAAGGAUAAUAUCCCUUCAGGAAAAAGUGAUGAUGAUUUUGCUGACUUCCACUCUAGUAAAUUUUCUUCCAUGAACUCAGACAAAUCUCUGGGUGAGAAAUCAGUGGCUUUCAGACACACCAAAGAAGACUCUGCUUCAGUGAAGUCCUUGGAUCUCCCUUCCAUUGGUGGCAGCAGUGUUGGCAAGGAGGACUCUGAAGAUGCACUCUCUGUUCAGUUUGACAUGAAACUGGCUGAUGUGGGAGGAGAUCUUAAGCAUGUCAUGUCUGAUAGCUCUUUGGAUUUACCAACAGUUAGUGGCCAGCAUCCUCCUGCUGCAGAUAUAGAGGACUUAAAAUAUGCUGCUUUUGGAACCUACAGUAGCAAUUUUGCAGUGAGCACACUUACGAGCUAUGACUGGUCAGACAGGGAUGAUGCGUCUCAGGGCAGAAAACUCUCUCCAUUUGUCCUCUCAGCAGGAAGCGGGUCCUCCUCAGCUGCCUCGGUUCUUCAAAAGAAAGAGACUUCAUUCGGCAGUUCCGAAAACAUCACCAUGACCUCUCUCUCCAGAGUAACAACCUUCACAAAUGAAGAUGCUCUUCCAGAGGCCACCUUCCCAGCUUUUGCCAGUUUUAAAGAUGUGAUUCCUCAGACCAGUGAGCAAAAGGAAUAUGAAAGUGGGGACUAUAAAGAUUUCACGAGACAGGACUUGCCUACAGCCGAACGGAGCCCGGAUGCCACCUGUCCAAGCCCGGCCUCCAGCAGCACUUCUCACGACACUCCCAAAGAAUGUGCAGAUGACUUUGGAGAGUUUCAAAGUGAAAAGCCCAAAAUCAGCAAAUUUGACUUUUUGGUGGCCAAUUCACAGAGCAAAAUGAAAUCCAGUGAAGAAAUGAUCAAAAGUGAGCUGGCAACCUUUGACCUUUCUGUUCAAGGAUCACACAAAAGGAGUUUGAGCCUUGGUGAUAAAGAAAUAAGCCGUUCUUCUCCUUCUCCGGCUUUGGAGCAGCCUUUCAGGGAUCGUUCCAACACUCUGAGUGAGAAGCCGGCUCUGCCUGUCAUCCGUGACAAAUACAAAGAUCUGACAGGAGAGGUGGAGGAGAAUGAGAGAUAUGCAUAUGAAUGGCAGAGGUGCCUGGGGAGCGCCCUAGAUGUCAUUAAGAAGGCAAAUGAUACCUUAAAUGGAAUCAGUAGUAGUUCUGUGUGCACAGAAGUAAUUCAGUCAGCCCAAGGCAUGGAAUAUUUAUUAGGUGUUGUUGAGGUGUACAGGGUGACCAAGCGUGUGGAGCUGGGGAUAAAAGCCACCGCGGUGUGCAGUGAGAAACUCCAGCAGCUGCUGAAGGACAUCGAUAAAGUGUGGAAUAACCUCAUUGGCUUUAUGUCCCUGGCCACACUCACGCCCGAUGAGAAUUCACUGGAUUUUUCCUCUUGUAUGCUACGGCCUGGGAUUAAAAAUGCUCAGGAACUUGCCUGUGGGGUGUGCCUUUUAAAUGUGGACUCCAGAAGCCGGAAAGAAGAGAAGCCUGCAGAAGAACAUCCCAAAAAAGCAUUCAACUCCGAAACGGACAGCUUCAAGCUGGCAUAUGGAGGACACCAGUAUCACGCCAGCUGUGCCAACUUCUGGAUCAACUGUGUUGAACCAAAACCUCCCGGCCUCAUCCUGCCUGAUUUGCUCUGA